UCAGUAAUGAAUUACAUUCCGAGUGUAACUUGCUGAAGUUGAUAAUCUCAUGUUAAACUGUAAUUAUUAAGGAUUACGAGUAGUUGAUUAAUAAACAUUGUAAGGGAAAAUGUUGUUUAUUAUUCGGUAGUAACUUAUUAUCAGUUGUAUUUUGUAGUUUUGCAUCACGGACUGAUGAUAGACUACUGAAGAAGCAAUUGUUUUGUUCUAGAACAGGAUUUUACAGAAAUCCUCAUCCACAACCUCAUCAAUGAUCAAAUCAAAAACUUUUCAGACUUCACGGAGGGAGCUUAAUCUUUGAUUGGUUGUCUAAGUAACCUUAGUUCAUGACUAAUCCUGUGAAAUUGGAUAAUCCGUCGAUUUAUUUUCAUUUACACAUGUUAUGUGGAGUAUGUUUGAAAUUUUAUAAUUCCGCCAUGUCAUUGUUUCUGGAUCAUACUAAACUUGAACAUUUACAAGAAAAAUUAAUUAAUGUCUGUGAAUUUAUAGGACCAUUUCGUGAUCAAUGUGUAUCCCUAGUCACAUUUACAAUGUUUAAAGCAAUUAAUAAAUCUAUGGCCCAAAUCGACCCAUCGGUAUCUUGUGAAGGUUGGUAUUUAUGUUAUAGAAAAUAG
Molecule: messenger RNA, 614 nt
Organism: Schistosoma bovis
Lineage: Eukaryota; Metazoa; Platyhelminthes; Trematoda; Strigeidida; Schistosomatidae
Source: the annotation of a GenBank genome assembly